Molecule: messenger RNA, 2676 nt
Organism: Triticum aestivum (bread wheat)
Lineage: Eukaryota; Viridiplantae; Streptophyta; Magnoliopsida; Poales; Poaceae
Product: glutamate receptor 2.8-like
Exons: 5
Coding region: 1-2676 (891 amino acids)
Biological process (GO): G protein-coupled receptor signaling pathway
Cellular component (GO): membrane
Molecular function (GO): G protein-coupled receptor activity; ligand-gated monoatomic ion channel activity
Source: RefSeq, a predicted model, not a curated record
AUGGAGAAAGCACGCGCAGCCAUCCUCUUCCUGCUACUCCUCGUCGAUUUCGCCGUAGCAGCACAAAACGCCACCGCCGGCGAAGCAGAUGGAUUCCACGUCGGGGUGAUCCUCGACCUUGGAUCGCCGGUGGGCAAAGUGGCGCGGACCAGCGUUCUGCUGGCCGUCCAAGAUUUCUACGCGGUCCACCGGAACUACAGCACGAAGCUUGUUCUCCAUAUUAGGGACUCCAUGGGCAGCGAUGUCCGGGCUGCAUCAGCAGCUAUUGAGUUACUAGAGAAAUACAAAGUGCAAGCCAUCAUUGGUCCCCAGAAAUCGUCAGAAGCUGUGUUCAUAUCCAAUCUUGGAAAUUUAACCCAAGUCCCCAUAGUAUCAUUCACGGCAACAAGUCCCUCUCUCACUUCUGAUAGUAGACCAUAUUUUGUACGAGCAACACUGGAUGACUCGGCUCAAGUGAAUAGCAUUGCCUCGCUUGUACAAGCCUAUGGAUGGAGAGAAGUGGUGGCAAUAUAUGAUGACACUGAAUAUGGGAGAGGCAUUCUACCAUACCUCAUUGAUGCACUUCAUGAAAUUGAUGCCCGCAUCGCGUAUCGCAGUGUCAUCCCUUCAAUGGCAACAAAUGAGAACAUUGUGCAAGAACUCACUGGGUUGAUGGCAAUGCAAACAAGAGUAUUUAUUGUUCAUAUGUCAUCCACUAUGACUUCCCUUCUUUUUACGAAGGCAAAAGAGGUAGGGAUGAUGAACAAGGGAUUUGUGUGGAUCACCACGAAUGGAGUGGCAAACAUCAUCGACUCACUCAGUUCGAGUGUCAUUGAGGCAAUGAAUGGUGUGCUAGGAGUAAGGUAUCAUGUUCCCAGAUCACAAGAACUAGACAACUUAUCCAUAAGGUGGAACAGAAUGUACCAACAGGAUAACCCAGAUGAAUCACCCUUCAACAAACUAAGCAUUGUUGGACUAUGGGGCUAUGAUACUAUAUGGGCAUUCGCACAUGCAGCAGAAAAGGUUGGGAUAUCUAGCGCCAAAGAUAAGCAACGAUGGUCCACUAAAAACUCCACAUGCUUGGAAUCCAUGGUUAUUUCCACUAACGGCCCUGAACUCUUAUCAGCAAUUGUACAAAAUAAUUUCAGAGGUUUAAGUGGUGAAUUUGACCUUAAAGACAGGAGACAGCUCCAAGUUUGUGUGUUCCAGAUAAUAAACGUGAUUGGGAGAGGUUGGCGAGAAAUUGGGUUUUGGAGUGCGGAAAGUGGACUUUCACGACAGUUAAAGCAAGAUGACUUUAGAAAAACAGGACCAUCCUCGAUGCUUGAUCUAAAUCCUGUAAUUUGGCCAGGAGACUCAACUGAAAUACCAACGGGCUUGGAAAUUCCUACAGUUAGUAAGAAUCUUAGAGUUGGUGUCCGCUCGAGUGAAUAUCCAGAGUUUAUAAAUGCAUACAAACAUCCUACCACAAAUAAAAUAAAAGCGAGUGGGCUGGUAAUUGACAUAUUUGAGGAGGUAGCAAAGAAUCUUUCACUUCAUUUUGACUACUUCCUAUUUGGCACAACUGAUACAUCAACUACGGGGACCUACAAUGAUUUCGUUUACCAAGUCUAUCUCCAGGUUUAUGACAUAGCGGUGGCAGAUACUACUAUAAGAUACAACAGGUCACUGUAUGUCGACUUCACCGUACCAUACACGGAAUCCGGAGUAGGGAUGAUUGUUCCGGUGAAGGAUAACAUGUUAAAGGAUUUGUGGCUUUUUUUGAAACCAUUUAGCACUAUGAUGUGGUUUGGCAGCAUUUUAUUCUUUAUGUACACAGGAGUCGUUGUCUGGCUGCUGGAGUGUCUAAAUGGCAAUGAACAUGCUCAUGAGGAGGAGUUGUCAAGCUUUGGAGCUAAAAUUGGUCUGCGUGUAUGGAAGAUUGUUGCUCUGGUACUUGCAGCGAGCUAUACAGCAAGCUUUGCAUCAAUGCUUACAGUACAACAGCUUUCACCAACUGUGAUUGAUGUACACAAGCUCCAGAAGCGUGGCGACUAUGUAGGGUUCCACCAAGGUUCCUAUAUAGAGGGUCUACUGUUGGAUAUUGGUUUUCAUACAUCAAAGAUCAGGGGCUAUGCUACACCUGAUGAUUUCUAUGGUGCUCUUUCUAAUGGAAGCAUUUCUGCGCUUGUACUUGAAAUCCCAUACAUCAACCUAUUUCUUGCAAAGUACAACCAAGGUUACACAAUGGUGGGGCCUAUUUACAAGAGUGCGGGUUUUGCAUUUGCGCUUCCCAAGAAUUCUACGCUACGCGCUGACAUGUCGACGGCAAUACUCAACAUAACAGGAGGAGAUACUAUCAUUCAAUUUGAAAAAAAAUGGAUAAAUCAGGGCAACCAUCAAACUAACAGCGUGCCCGAUGGUUCAGGUGCUAUCAAUUUCGAAAGUUGUGGGGGGUUAUUCCUCAUAACUGGAGUUGUGACAACCGGUUCCCUUCUUGUGGCCAUGCUGAUGAACCGCUACAAAAAGCAUCGACAGAAUGCAGGGGACAAAGAAGAUGACCAGAACGAACGCGGACAUGGCCAAGAGAAUGAGAACAUGGAUGAGCAAGGCGAUCAAAACAGCGAUGGAGAGGGAACUGAAUUGAUAGAGAGCCAAACAACACUGUCGGUGCCUCACAGUUCGCACGGAGAUGGUGACCAGCUUGCCAGGCAGUAG